AUGCUCAUCGGCAAGACCCGCUGCACCAGGCUCCCACAUCACUGGCAGAAGACUGUGAGCACCAUGCACAUGUCCAAGAAAGUCGCUGUCGGAACUGACAGCGAGGUUGCAGACGGCAUGAUAAAUGCAUUCGCCAAGAAGGACGAUGCCGAGAACUUUGUGUCCCUUUCAAAACGAGAUGAUGCAAACAAACAGGAGUUCGUGAUGCCUUCCAGAGAAUACAGCAUCCAGCUGGACAAUCACCUGAAUGUGCAGUACAGCGGUCGCUUCACAGUCGGCGAGCAGGAGCUUCCAGUUAUCUACGACACGGGGUCCUUUGAGGUGCUGGUCUUGUCAACGAAGUGCAACACAUGCGUGAAGACCCUUUCGAUGUAUGACUACAAGAAGUCGAGCUCUUUUAGGGAUAGCCCCAAGCAUGUCGUUGCCGAGCAUGAGUUCGUGAGUGGAGAUGUGGUUACAGCAGAGGGCUUCGAAACCCUACGUUUAGGCAGACGAGACUCUCCCGUGGCUGCCUCCGAUAUGACGUUCUGGAUGGUGCAAAGCCACGAGUUGAAGUUCUGGAAGACCGGGCAUGCAAUUUUUUCCGGAAUUGUUGGUCUAUCUCAUGUGAAGAGAAUCCCUGAUGGCUUCAGCGGCGAUUCCAGCGAAGACAGGUCUCUCCUUGAGGAGAUGCGCCUGGACUCCUUCGCGCUGUGCUACCAGCGAGGUGGCACAGCGAGCCCGGGCUGGUUGAAGUUGGGGCCAUCCAUCAGCGCGAUGGCUCACGAUGCAGGCUUUCAGUCCGUGGAUGUUUCUGGAGACAGCCACUGGGCAACGAAGCUUUCACAGUUCAAGGUGGACCUGGAUGGCAUUGACACGACGAGCCUCUGCAAACCUUCCUGUGGGGCUCUUAUCGAUUCUGGCACGUCGCUCUUGACUUUCCCACGCUCUGCAAGCCACAUUACGGAUGCCUUGAAGCAGAAGGUGAAAAAAGAUUGCAGCAACUUGGAUCAGCUGCCGACCUUGUAUUUCGAGCUGGACGGAGCAGAGGUGGUUCUCCCACCCCGGGCAUACAUUUUCAAGGUUCUAGAUAACAAUGGCAACCCAUAUUGCAGAGGGGCGUUCAUGAAGGUGGAUAAGGAGUCACAAUUUGGGGAGGUCUUCAUUUUGGGCAUGCCGUUCUUGCGCUAUUAUUUCACGGUUUUCGACCGGCAGAACAAACAAGUGCACAUCGCGAGAUCGACCGAAGACUGUCAGGUUGCGCAUCACAUGUCCUUGUUAGCAACAAAUGCGAGCGCUUCGGGCCGUUCCGGCCGACAUGGCUUCGGGUCUGCCGAUUUCCAGGAGGCGACUCCUGCAGACCUGGAUGACGUGAUUUCGCCAGCCUGGGUCAGCGCUGAAGGGCAGUACAUCCACCUCUGA
Molecule: messenger RNA, 1401 nt
Organism: Symbiodinium sp. CCMP2456
Lineage: Eukaryota; Dinophyceae; Suessiales; Symbiodiniaceae
Source: the annotation of a GenBank genome assembly